AGGCGGACGAGGCUCCAAUUUCGGAUUUCCACCAACACACUGUUUCUACCGUGUCUCUGUCCCAAAGCCAUUUUUCGAUUUUCGAAGAGGAGCACAGAUUCUUCCGUUGAGAAGAUGGCUGCUAUUGCGCGUCUUCAAUUGUCGGCGAAAUCGAAUCAGAGCAGUGUGCCUUCGCCGAGAUCAAUCAACCUCUCUCGCGAUCCAAGGCUUGUCGUUUCGUUUCCACGAAAUGGAUCAGUUUGCUCACUCCACACCAACUUCUCUUCCCCAAAUCUCGCGAUUCCAUGCGCCGGUGGUGGUGGAAACUUCGGUAAUCCAGGUUCAGGCGGUGGAAGCGGCGGAGGAGGAGAUGGUUAUGGAGGUUCAAGCGGCGGCGGAGAAGGCAAAGAAGAAUCGUCUUCAUUGGGGCCAAUAGGUAUGUUCCUCCAAGGAUGGAGAUCGCGAGUUACUGCUGAUCCUCAAUUCCCAUUCAAGGUACUCAUGGAAGAGCUUGUUGGAGUUAGCGCCUGUGUCCUUGGAGACAUGGCAUCACGCCCAAACUUCGGUUUAAACGAGCUCGAUUUCGUCUUCUCCACUCUCGUUGUAGGUUCGAUUCUGAAUUUCACACUCAUGUACCUCUUAGCACCCACCGCAGCAACGAUUGGCUCCUCCCAGAGCUUACCUGGAAUCUUUAGAAGCUGCCCUUCAAGCCAUAUGUUUGAACAGGGAAGCUUCACCGUUAUGAACCGUUUCGGGACUCUUGUGUACAAAGGAAUGGUUUUUGCGACUGUGGGAUUAGCUGCAGGUCUUGUGGGAACCGCUAUCUCUAAUGGGUUGAUCAUGUUGAGGAAGAAGAUGGACCCGAGCUUCGAAACGCCGAACAAACCGCCACCGACUGUGCUGAAUUCACUAACUUGGGCUACGCACAUGGGAGUGAGCGCCAAUGUGAGGUACCAAACGUUGAAUGGUGUUGAGUUCUUGCUUGCCAAGGCGUUGCCUCCUAUGGUGUUUAAGACAGGUGUGGUGGUUUUGAGGUGUGUGAACAAUGUUGUCGGAGGAAUGUCGUUUGUUGUCUUGGCGAGGAUGACUGGAUCACAGUCGGUUGAAGGGAAGACAGAGACUUCAGUGGAGGAGACGACGGAGAUUUCAGUCAAGGACAAGGAUCUUUGAAUCUCAUCAGAAUCUUUUGGAGUUCCUCUUUGUUUUCCCUUGUUCAUAGGUACAAAAGAGGGGCAUCUAGAGUUGAAACCUUUUUCUUACAAAAAAGCAUGAGACUUAGUUCUUUUAUGUUUACGAUUAAAUAAGACUACUCCCUUUUUAGGUUCAUCCUAAUAUUUGGAUUUCAUUGUUUGGGCCAUUUCUUCUGCUAAGUUUGUUCUUUUUUCUAUCAACAAGAUAAUAAAAAUCAAUAUAUAAAGGUUUUAAAUUA
Molecule: messenger RNA, 1408 nt
Organism: Eutrema salsugineum
Lineage: Eukaryota; Viridiplantae; Streptophyta; Magnoliopsida; Brassicales; Brassicaceae
Product: protein RETICULATA-RELATED 3, chloroplastic
Exons: 1
Coding region: 115-1149 (344 amino acids)
Source: RefSeq, a predicted model, not a curated record